CCCACACUUUCACACACAAAAACGCCUCCGGAAGGCUACGGAUUUCACUGAACAAUCUGAAACAGCAGGUUUUUGGAGAACGAGCUCCAGAGGCGGAGAGUCGCGAGCGCACCGGGACACACUGCAUUAACAGCUGCAUUAACAUGGCGCGCUACCGGACGGUUACCUUGGUCCUCCUGUGUUUAAUGGAAUGCGGGUUAAUUUCCGCCUUCAACCUGGACACCGAGAACGUGAUCAGGAAAACCGGGGAGCCGGACAGCUUUUUCGGGUUCUCGCUCGCCCUGCACCGACAACUUCGUCCGGAUGACAGAAGAAUGCUGCUGGUUGGUGCUCCCAAGGCAAGGAAGCUGCCCAAUCAGAAGUCAGAGAUAACAGGAGGCUUAUACAAAUGCGAUAUCAACUCCGCCAGCUCUGCCUGCCAGCGAGUUAAUUUCGACAAUGAUGAGAACCCGAAUGAGGAGAGCAAAGAUAAUCAGUGGAUGGGUGUCACAGUGCAGAGUCAAGGACCCGGUGGCAAGAUUGUGACAUGUGCACAUCGCUACCAGAAGAGAGCCUAUACCAACACAGCACAGGAGUCCCGGGACAUCACGGGCCGCUGCUACGUGCUCAGCGAGGACCUGAAAAUCAACGAGGACACUGGUGACGAGGGAGGAGACUGGAGCUUCUGCGAGGGCCGAAUCAAGGGUCACGAGCGGUUCGGCUCCUGCCAGCAAGGCCUCUCGGCCACCUUCACUAAGGACUACCAUUACCUAGUGUUUGGUGCACCUGGAGGCUUCAACUGGAAAGGCAUUGUACGCUUGGAGCAGAAGAACAACACACUGAUGGACAUGGGUUAUUAUGACGAUGGACCAUUUGAGGUCAAAUACAGCACGCCUGAAGGACUUGACAGAGUGGCCAUUCCUGCUAACAGCUAUUUAGGAUUCUCUCUUGACUCUGGUAAGAUGCUGACUAAGAAAGGUCAGCUGACCGUGGUCGCUGGAGCCCCGAGAGCCAAUCACAGUGGAGCUGUGGUUCUACUGAAGAAGGAAUUUGAAACAACUUCACAGAUGGUCUCUGAGUAUAUCAUUGAGGGAGAAGGCCUAGCCUCAUCUUUUGGCUACGAAGUCGCAGUGGUCGAUUUAAACGGAGAUGGAUGGCAGGAUCUUGUUGUCGGAGCUCCUCAGUACUUUGAGAAGGAUGGUGACAUCGGUGGCGCUGUCUACAUCUACAUCAAUCAGAAUGGUGAUUGGGACAAAGCCAGCAAAACUAGAAUAAACGGACCCAAAAACUCUAUGUUUGGGCUGGCUAUUGCAAACCUUGGCGACAUUAACCUGGAUGGAUUUAAUGACGUGGCUGUUGGGGCUCCGUAUGAUGAUGAAGGAGCAGGAAGUGUCUACAUCUAUCAUGGGUCAAGCGACGGCCUCAAAAAAGAACCUGCUCAGGUGCUGAAGGGAAGAGACCAAGGCAUUAUGACGUUUGGUUACUCCUUAGCUGGUAACAUGGAUUUAGACAACAACCAAUAUCCAGACUUGGCCAUUGGCUCUCUCAGUAACACUGUGGUCGUGUACAGAGCACGGCCAGUGGUCAACAUAGAAAAGAUUAUCAACAUCACUCCCAAGAAGAUAGAUCUCACGAAGAAGAACUGCGAAUACGGCAUUUGUCUUCAGGUGAACGCUUGUUUCAAAUACACCUCCACCUCCAAAACUUACGCCCCUGCCCUCAAAAUCAAAUACACUAUCCAGGUGGAGAUGAAGAGGAAGGACCAGGGACUUCCACCUCGUGCCAAGUUCGUCUCACCCAACCCCACCGACACUGAUUAUGAGAACACAGGCGACAUAGAGCUUAGAAAGCCGAAUGAGGAAGAGUGUAUCACAAAACAACUCAAACUUCAGGAUAACUUAAAGGAUAAGCUGAGAGGCUUGCCCAUCAUGGUGAACAUAGAGCUGAAGCAGUCAGGACGCAGGAAGAGACAAACCGGCCUCGCUGAGCUGAGUCCCAUCCUUGCUGCCAACAAACCGAGCAAUACCGAGGUGAAUUUUGUGAAAGAGGGCUGCAGCAAUGACCUGACGUGCCUGAGUAAAUUGAAGCUGGAGUACAAGUUCUGCUCUCGAGAGCAAAACAAAGACAGUUUCAAGCCACUGCCAGAUCUUAAUGGAGUGCCAGUCAUUUCACUCGUUGACCAGAAGGAGAUUGCGCUGGAGGUCAAGGUGACCAAUAAGAACGGAGAUGACGCGUACGAGUCAGAGCUGACCGCAUUAUUCCCCCACUCCCUCUCUUACUCUGCGGUUCGCACCAAGAAAGCAGAGAAGGACAUCGUCUGCGGGGCCAAUCAGAACGGGUCAAAAGCCGAUUGUCCAAUGGGAAAUCCUUUCAAAAGAAACUCGGAAGCCAUAUUUUACAUCAUUCUGAGCACUACUGGGAUCUCGUUGAACACGAAUGAGGUCGAAGUUACACUUGAGCUUAAAACGACGAGUGAACAGGCACCACAGAUAGUGACGAAGAAAGCAAAUGUUGUAAUUGAGCUGAUGUUGUCGCUUUCUGGGGUAGCUAAACCGUCUCAGCUGGAGUUCUCCGGAAACGUCAUCGGAGAGAGCGCUGUGAAGUCGGAAACUGACAUCGGCAGCCAGAUUGACUAUGAAUUCAGGGUGAUAAACUUGGGAAAGCCUCUGAAGUCGUUCGGCACGGCAUAUCUGAACAUCGAGUGGCCCAAGAACACAGCUGCAGGGAAAUGGCUGCUGUACCUGAUGAAGAUCAAUACUGUGGGUACGGCUAUAACCAGCUGCAAACCAGAUGAGGUCAACACGCGCAACUUAUUUAAUGAUACAUCACUGUCCAGAACCAAGCGUGAAGUUAAAGGUGAAAGCACAGGAAACAAAGGAGUUUUAUCACCCCUUCUUUCUGACAAGAGGAAGUCUAAAGUCUUGACCUGUGACAGUGGUGCAUCGUGUGUGAAAAUCAAGUGUCCUCUUGAGGGAUUGGACAGCAGCGCCGUCAUUGCACUGAGAGCGCGUCUGUGGAAUGGCACCUUCAUAGAGGACUUCGCUGACCUGAAUUAUGUCGACAUAAUUGUGAACGCAUCACUCAGUCUGGACAAUGCCCCCCAAAAUGUGUUGCUGAAAAAUAGAAAUACACAGGUACGAGUGACUGUAUUCCCAGAACGUAAAGCAGCACAAUAUGGAGGUUUACCCUGGUGGAUCAUCCUGGUGGCUAUAUUACUGGGCCUGCUCCUGCUGGGCUUACUGGUCUUCCUGCUCUGGAAGUGUGGAUUUUUCAAACGUUCCAAAUACAACGACAGCGUGCCAAGUUACAAUGCCGUGAGGAUUAAGAAGGAAGAGCGUGCACGUCCACCCAGGAAAGAGCAGCCGGCCUCGGUGGAAAAGAAACAGUGGAUGACUUCUUGGAACGAGAGCUACUCCUAGCCUUAUGCUACGUCAACUACUAAUGCACAUUAAUAUCCUGCUUUAAAAAAAAACGAACAAAAAACACACAAAAAAAACCCAACAACCCAAAGACACUUUCUCUAAGACGUUGAGCGCUUCAUCUUUGCACACCCCGAACUUCUGAUUGUAAAUAUGACAAUGACAAAAUGAAAGGAAAUGUAAAAACCUGUAUUAUGUUUAGUGACUACUUCAGAAACGAUAAAUGAAACUGAUAACCGAGAUAAGGAAAAGAAAAAAAAAAAGAGAGAGAUGGAUAUUUUUGGGCUUCUCAAUGAAUCAACAAUCCUUACUGUUACAUAUAGGCAUGUGCCAAGAGUCCGUUAUACGAUAUCACAAUAUUCAACACACAUUACAAACAGGAUCAUAUUUAAAUUCUCAAUGCUAAGUUAAAUAUAGCCUAUGAGAUGCUACGUUGUUGACUUUCCGUCGACUAAUGUGCACAGAAUCCGCAGAUGUUAGCAAUCAAUGCUACACGUAAUGUACUUUUAGUAGUGCUGAGGCUUUUUUGUUUGUUUGUUUUGGUAAUUUACCAACACGUCUGAGGUAAAUAUUGAUAUUCCUGAUAAUUUUAUCUAAUUUUCAGUGUUCUUCUGCCUUUACAUUGUGUGUGUGUGUGUGUAUACAAGACUUGCAGGGCUAUAUGCUAGCUAGAUAAAGUUUAGCCUUAUUUCCAGGAAGUGCAAGCAGUUUGUUGCCUAGCAACAGUGUCCCAAAGUGUUCUCUCAGCUCUUGAAUAAGCAGAUCAUUUUCAACUAUCGAUAUCAAAACCACAAAUUCACAGCAUAUAACCAGUACUUUUCCGAUAAAUUGGUAAUCGAAUAUUCUGAUACUGUGGUAAAGUUUUGCGGUUAUUGUGCAACAAAUUUAGAAAUGUAGUAUUGGCACAUGCCUGGUUGUGUGUAUACUAAUUGUGUUCGGAGAACUGGUAUUUAUUAUCUGGUUCUCACAAGCAAGCCAAAGACUUUUGUUUGUUUUUUUGUUGUUUAAUGGGUACUUUUGUGGUGAGAUUUCCAACCUAAUUUGCUAAAAAAAGUUCUCCAUUGUUACCAGCUUUUUUUUUUUUUUUAAACAAACCUUUUCAGUUUUACUCAGAACUAUUUGGAGGAAUGUAAAUAUUUUUGUUGUUUUUUCUUUCCCUUAACCAUUCUUUAUUUCUUAAUGCUUGUUUUGUAAGAUAGGUGUUUUUUUUAUUAUUAUUAUUAUGAAUUGUUCAGAUUGGUACUGAUUUCAGUUUCAUUGACGUAUGUAUAGUCGUUUAUUUCAUUCAUACAGGUCAUCAUUUCAGGGUUUAGCACAAAUGUACAAGGGCUGAAAUUUGUUCAUGUAGUCUGGCACCUUUUUAUAGAAAAAAAAAAAUUACGCAUUUACAUUGGCAGACUUGAUGUUGACAAUGGAAACGCAGCGUCAGCCAUAUUUUUUGGAUGAUAAAAUACGUAUGAAGAGGUUAUUAUUCAAAAAUGGUUGGUAUUGAGGAAAAAAAAAAAACAACCCAUCUCAAACUUCUGAAUUUGGCGCAGACAUGACAUUGUAAAAUAAAACAAAAAUAAAGAAUUAACGUAUAAAUCCUUUCAUGAUCUGUUUUGCACUUGUGUACUGUGCUUCUGAGCUCGUUUCCUCACGUUCGUUUUCAUAUUUAUUUAAAAUGAGAAGGGAAGGCGCACAUACAGUACUACUUGAGGUCAUUUGCAAGAAUAUACCAUGUAUUUUAUUAUAUGAGCCUCAGAAGUAUAGACAUCUUGCUUUCUUACAGAGCAUUUUCUUUAUUUUUUUUCUUUCAAUUUUUCCAGAAUUUAUACCCUCAGUUUAGUCAACUACAUUGUCAGGGUUCCCUUUAAAAGAUGAAUUCAUUUAAAAAGAGGGGGAGCACAGUAGAAGAAGAAGAAACCUUUAUUUGUCACAUGCACAUUUCAAGCACAGUGAAAUUCAUCCUCUGCAUUUAACCCAUCUGAAGCAGUGAACACGCGCGCACACACACCCAGAGCAGUGGGCAGCCAUACUACAGCGCCCAGGGAGCAGUCAGGGGUUCGGUACCGGUACCUUGCUCAAGGGCACCUCAGCCCAAGGCCGCCCCACGUUAACCUAACUGCAUGUCUUUGGACUGUGGGGGAAACCGGAGCACCCGGAGGAAACCCACGCAGACACGGGGAGAACAUGCAAACUCCGCACAGAAAGGCCCCAUCAGUCAUUUCCCGAUCCCUCCCCAUCUCUCUCGCCCGCUCAUUUCCUGUCUCUACACUGUCCUAUCCAAUAAAGGUGAAAAAAGCCCAAAAAAAAUCUUAAAAAAAAAAAAAAGGGCCCUCACCGACCCCUGGGUUUGAACCCAGAACCUUGCUGUGAGGUGACCGUGCUAACCACUACACCACCAUGCCACCCCUUUUUUUUUCCUUUCUUUUAGAAAAAAAGUAGUGUAAAAAUUAUUCCCCCCCGAUCAAGUGUUAGAAACAAUGGAAUAAAACAGAUUGGCAGUUCAUGUAAAAUAUUUUUUUAUUUAUUGUUACACAUGUAAAACCAUCUGUGGCAUAAGAGACAGUGAAAAUCUCUCUUCCUGACAAGUCCACUGACGCCCUUGCCUCAUUAUAUACAGCUGAUGAUAAAAAUAAGCAGAUUUAAAAAAAAAAAGUAAAAAGACAAAAAAAGUGUACAGUCGGGGAGGUGAUGUGCACAGUUAAAAGUGCACACUCAAUUUCCACUCAGUAGAUUUGCUCAGCAAAGCACUCGUACUUGUGCUCCGUAACGCAGACAGACAUUCGCUUGCUACAGAUUAGAGGUUAAUCUAAAGUGCAGGGUGUGCUCUAGCAUUCACAAAAGCACUUCAGAGAAAAAUCGGACACUGGAUUUGAUAAAAUUCUCCAUUUAUGGUAGUUAUGGAUAUUAAGACGGAUCCAGUAUCAACAGUUUGACUCUGUGAAUGCCAACCCUGAUAAGAAGUGCUCCAUGGGUCACUUCAGUUACACUGCUGCCCUCCAGUGUGAAGAAACAGGAACUGCCACUUUGAAUUUAGUGCAUCAAUGAUUCAACAAGGGUGGAGCUUAGAUUACAUUUGAUCAACCAACCACAAAUUUCAUAGGACAUGACAUCAUAAUUGUUUAGCUUAUGAUAUAUGAGAAGCAUGUGGAAUACCCCAGGGCUCAAUUUUAAGCCCAAUAUUAUUCAACACAGAUGUGCAAAUAUAUCCAUUUGAGUAUGUAGACAGUGAAACUAAACAAAUGUACCUAUUGGUUAUAAUUAUGCAAUAAAAUACUUUCCCUCA
Molecule: messenger RNA, 6669 nt
Organism: Neoarius graeffei (lesser salmon catfish)
Lineage: Eukaryota; Metazoa; Chordata; Actinopteri; Siluriformes; Ariidae
Gene: itga6b
Product: integrin, alpha 6b
Exons: 25
Coding region: 144-3398 (1084 amino acids)
Biological process (GO): cell adhesion mediated by integrin; cell-matrix adhesion; integrin-mediated signaling pathway
Cellular component (GO): integrin complex; external side of plasma membrane
Molecular function (GO): integrin binding
Source: RefSeq, a predicted model, not a curated record